This is a messenger RNA of Micropterus dolomieu (smallmouth bass), 3385 nucleotides long. RefSeq names its product sodium/hydrogen exchanger 3-like. The transcript has 16 exons. Gene Ontology annotation, biological process: proton transmembrane transport; regulation of pH; sodium ion transport. Gene Ontology annotation, molecular function: sodium:proton antiporter activity. The record is from RefSeq and is a predicted model, not a curated record. Gene Ontology annotation, cellular component: apical plasma membrane; brush border membrane. The coding region runs from base 1 to 2580 and encodes 859 amino acids. Lineage: Eukaryota; Metazoa; Chordata; Actinopteri; Centrarchiformes; Centrarchidae.
AUGGCAACUUCUUGGCGAUUUGCCGUUUUUCUCUGCAUGCUGCUGAUGGCGUCCAAGACCUCCAGCCUAGCCAACAAUGGCACAAAACAGAGCACUACGACAAGCAGUGUUCAUGACACCACUGCAAGCUCAGGACAUAACCCAAGUGGUGGAGGCGGUGGUCAUGUAGCACAGCCUAUCACCACUCUACCUAUUGUGACCUGGAAGUGGGAACAUGUCUCCACCCCGUUCCUGGUGGCCCUCUGGGUCCUGGUCUGCUGGCUCUGCAAACUUCUCAUCGAGGCCAACCAUCAUGUAAGCAAUGUGAUCCCAGAGAGUGGCCUACUCAUCUGCUGCGGCUUUAUUCUGGGUGGGAUGGUUUGGGGUGCAGACAAGAUGCAGAGCUUCAGGCUGAGCCCAGGCGUCUUCUUCUUAUAUCUGUUGCCUCAAAUCAUCCUGGACACGGGCUACGCCAUGCCAAACAAGCUCUUCUUCAGCAACUUGGGUUCCAUCCUGAUCUACACCGUAGUCGGGACCUGCUGGAACGCCGCUACCUUGGGGCUGUCGCUGUGGGGGUGCGCCAAAGGAGGAGCCAUGGGUAACGUGGACAUCAGUCUGCUCCAGUAUCUUCUCUUUGGCAGUGUGGUUGCCGGUGUGGACCCUGUAGCAGUCAUUGCCGUGUUUGAGCAAGUUCAUGUCAACGAGGUCCUUUUCAUCUUGGUGUUUGGACAGUCGCUGCUCAGCGACGGCGUGACAGUGGUGCUCUUCAAUGUAUUUGAUGCAUUUGUGUCACUGGGAGGAUCCAAAAUUAAUGCUGUGGAGAUCAUUAAAGGAAUAAUUUCCUUCUUUGUGGUGGCAUUUGGUGGUUCCCUCUUGGGCUUUGUGUUUGGCCUACUGGUUUCUCUUCUGACCAGAUGCACUAAAAAUAUCAAGAUCAUUGAGCCAGGCUUCGUCUUUGUCUUGGGAUACCUCUCCUACUUGGCUGCUGAGAUGCUCUCCCUGUCCGGCAUACUUUCGAUCGUCUUCUGUGGUGUUUGCUGCCAGAAAUACAUAAAUGCAAAUAUGGAUGAAAAUUCGGUCAACACAGUGAGAUAUGUCAUGAAGGUUUUUGCCAACGGAUCAGAAACCAUCAUCUUUGUGUUCCUCGGCAUCUCGGCCAUUGACACGACAAUCUGGGUCUGGAACACAGGGUUUAUCCUCCUCACACUCUUCUUCAUCUUUGUCUAUAGAUUCAUCUGUAUCUUUAUCCUCACCUGGAUGCUGAACAAGUUCAGGCUGGUCCCCUUGGAGUUCAUAGAUCAGGUGAUUAUGAGCUACAGUGGCCUAAAAGGGGCUGUUGCAUAUGGCCUGGCUAUGUUGCUGGAUGAAACCAAGAUAAAGGAGAAGAAUCUGAUGGUCAGCACUACUCUCAUUGUAGUGUACUUCACUGUCAUUAUUCAGGGAAUGACGUUGAAACCUCUGGUCACCUGGCUUAAUGUAAAGAGAGCUGCAGUGGCUGAGAUCACACUCAUAGAAAAAGUGCAGAACAAGGUGUUUGGUCACAUGCUUGUGGCCAUAGAGGAUAUAUCUGGACAAAUAGGACAUAACUACAUGAGGGGCAAGUGGAAUAAUUUUGAGGAGAAGUGGAUGACUAGAAUUUUGAUGAAGCCUUCGGCAAGGAAGAAGCUCGACCAUGUCUUCAAUGUCUUUCAUCAGCUGAACCUCAAGGAUGCAAUGAGCUACGUGGCUGAGGGGGAACAUAAAGGCUCUCUGGAGUUUAUCCGUAAUGAAACUGCGGUCAUAGACUUCAAGAAAAAGUUUGGUCACAGAUUUGCAGAUGUAAUGCCUGACAUCAUGACUGACACGUCUGACGAUUACUAUUCACUGUCCCCUAUGAGAUACCCUGUGCUAUCAGUGAGCAUGGAAAUGGAGGAGCAGAACAUGAAGGGUACGAGGAUAAGUGAGGAUGUUAACACUCACCACCUGCUACAGCAGCAUUUAUACAAGGGCAGGAAUCAGCACCUGCACAGGUACAGCCGGAGCCAUUUCGAUAUCAACACGGAUGAAAAUGAGGUGCAGGAGAUCUUCCAGAGGACCAUGAUGAAUCGUUUGGAGUCAUUUAAGUCUGCAAAGAUGGGUGUUGCUCCACUAAAGAUGAUUACCAAGCACACAAAGAAAGACCAGCAGAAAAAGAUGCCAAAUGGAAAAUCAAUGGACAAAAGUAAAACCUACCACUCGGCUGAUGAAGAUUUUGAGUUCUCAGAGGGAGACAGCACCUCUGGCUAUGAGGCAUCAGCCAGUUCAUAUCCCAUGAGGGUCACCCACAGAGCAGGAGAUGGAAUUGAGAAUCCUGCCUUCAUGCCGGACCUGGACCUCAUGCCGCAGGUGCAGAUCCUUCCGUGGCUGGCGGAGGCCGAGCCUGACAGCAACAUGGUGGCUCCUUCACAGCAAGCCCAGUUGAGGCUGCCAAUGACGCCCAGCACAUUGCACCGUCUGGCUCCUCUUCGCACCAGCACUCGCUCCACCGACUCCUUCAUGCUGGCCGACACUCCUGCCACGCAGCAGAUAGACAACGAGCAGCUGCUGCCACCUCCACCACCUCCUCUCGGAGACGGUGACUAAAUGUAGCAGCAUCCCACCCCUCCCUUAUCUCCCUUUAACCUGGCUGCCAAAGAAACCUAAUCUCAUACUUUGCACCGUCUAUUCUCAAAAUAUUAGACUAGGGAAUGUUUUAUUUUCAGUGCCAUUGUUUAGUCCAGAGCUUCUGGAGGCAAUUUCUCCUGUUACACCAUUCACUCAGCAAAGGGAAGCUGCACAUAAAGGGAGAGCUUUUGGGAGAAGGUCCUUUUCACCUUUUGACACCAUUGUUUUCUUAUCCAGUUUUCUCCACUAAAAUUGGCUCUGCCUGGAAACAACAGCAUCUUUUUCCCACUGCCGAGCAUAAAAAUAAAGGCUUUAUUGCAACAAUGUAUGCAUCAAUCAGUAUUACUUACAAUCAGACGAUAAGCUUGUUCAUGUGCUGAGAUCAUUGCGAAGGAGAAGGUCAUCUUGAGCCAUGUGCUCCAGAGCUUAUGCACAAGUGGGAGCGCCAUUGUAUGGGGAAUGCAAAGAGCCCUUCAGUACAAUGGGCCCACCCUCUUUUGCAGGAAUAUAUGAGUAAUACAGGACGGCAGAUUCUUGCACUUUUAGCAAAACAACAUAUAUGAUGGAUAAACUAGAUUCUUUUUAUAAAAUUGAUGAUCAACAAUAAAAAAUAUUUCCCACAUCCCGCCUUUGUCACACAUAAAAGAAGUCUCUUACCCUAUGAUGAGUCCAUCUUUGACCAAGUGACUUGCCUAGGCGUCCUGACAAUGACUGUAAAGUAUGGCAUCUUAUCCUGAGGGAGAUCUAUGAUCACUGAAGUACAUUCUGGUAAACCUAUCCUCCC